Frieseomelitta varia is the source of this 1329-nucleotide messenger RNA. RefSeq names its product polycomb protein EED-like. Lineage: Eukaryota; Metazoa; Arthropoda; Insecta; Hymenoptera; Apidae. The record is from RefSeq and is a predicted model, not a curated record. Gene Ontology annotation, molecular function: protein binding; nucleosome binding. Gene Ontology annotation, biological process: negative regulation of transcription by RNA polymerase II. Gene Ontology annotation, cellular component: ESC/E(Z) complex. The transcript has a single exon. Bases 1 to 1284 code for a protein of 427 amino acids.
AUGAAAAAGGCAGGUAGCAGAAGUCAAGCAUAUGCUUCUAGCCAAGAAGACAGUGAAAAUGAUAGUGAUGAAACUGAAUGCAGUAUUGGUAGUAAUUCAACAGCUGGUACUCAUCGCAGUGAUACACCUACUCGUAGCGCUCGUUAUAGAAGAAAAGGUCGACGUAGAAGUAAAACAACAAAAUAUAAACCAUGUACGGACAAACCCCUUUACAGAUAUUGUUGCAGUGUUAAAGAAGAUCAUGGACAACCAUUAUUUGGGGUACAGUUUAAUCACCAUUUGAAAGAAGGUGAACCAUUGAUAUUUGCUUCAGUGGGAAGCAAUCGAGUAAGCAUUUAUGAAUGUCCAGAAGGAGGAAAUAUUAGAUUACGUCAAUGCUAUGCAGAUCCUGAUCCAGAAGAAAAUUUUUAUACUUGUAUUUGGACUUAUGAUGAUUCUGGAAAACCUCUUUUAGCAGUUGCUGGAUCACGUGGUGUUGUAAGAGUUAUUAGUCCUGUAACUAUGACUUGCAUCAAACAUUAUAUUGGACAUGGUCAUGCAAUAAAUGAAUUAAAAAUUCACCCUAGAGAUCCAAAUAUAUUACUGUCAGCAUCAAAAGAUCAUGCUCUUAGGUUAUGGAAUAUAAAAACUGAUGUAUGCAUAGCAAUAUUUGGUGGUGUUGAAGGUCAUAGAGAUGAAGUUUUAAGUGCUGAUUUUGAUUUGAAAGGAGAACGUAUUAUUUCAUGUGGCAUGGAUCACGCUUUGAAAUUAUGGUCUUUGGAUAAAUCAGAUAUGCAAGAAGCAAUAAAACAAUCCUACUAUUGCAAUCCUAGUCGUAAUGGAAGACCUUUUGAUUCAAUAUUGCAACAUUUUCCAGAUUUUACUACACGCGAUGUUCAUCGUAAUUAUGUUGAUUGUGUUAAAUGGUAUGGUGACUUCAUCUUAAGUAAAUCUUGUGAAAAUUGUAUUGUUUGUUGGAAACCAGGGCGUCUCGAAGAUUCUCAAUUACGUAACGGAGAAACAAGCGCCACAGUUUUACAUAGAUUUGAAUUUAAGGAAUGUGAUAUAUGGUUUAUACGAUUUUCAAUGGAUUUUUGGCAACGUACGAUAGCUUUAGGAAAUCAAGUCGGUAGAACAUAUGUGUGGGACUUAGAAGUUGAUGAACCUGGCCAAGCACGCUGUUACUCACUUCAACAUCCUAGAUGUACUGCACCUAUACGCCAAACUAGUUUAAGCAGAGAUGGUUCAGUUUUAUUAUGUGUUUGUGAUGAUGCUACUGUAUGGAGAUGGAAUCGUGAACACUAAUGUUUCCAUAAUAAUUCAUAAAAUGGUGCCUUUAUAUUUACAUAA